UGUUUUUGUAUGGCUGAUGGUCUGCAGUUGUCAGCUAGUUAGCAGUUAGCGCGUUAGUCAAAAAGAGAAAAUGGACUGAGACAUGCGGAAUAAAAGACAACUCAAAGGGCAGGUUCCAACUUUGCUUUCCAGCGCCUUGCCACAGCGAGGAUGUUCCCCGGCUUAGCCCAAAGACCGUGGCAGGUCUUCUGCAGGGUUUACCUGCAUCAGCGGGCCACGCUAUCGCAAUGGCAACCGAGAGUGGCACGCCCUUGCUAUGGGUGGCAGAAUGCCAGGGAGCACAAUGUGUGGCUCUGCUUCCCUGACUGUCGAGCGUCCUCGUUUACCUGGGCACAGGUACAGUACUACUCCACCACAGGCAGUGGCGGUAAGGAUGGUAAAGAUGGGCCUCCGGCACAAACCGAGCCGCCAGUGACAGCAGAGAAGGUGCUGUCAGCAGCAAGCCAAACAUUUACUGAAGGUGCAUCUACAAACGAUAACCCUGACUCAAAGCUUCAAGGACUGACCAAAGCAGAAGCCAUCCAGGUGAAAGUGCGAGCCGUCCUGAAGAAGAGGGAGUAUGGCACUAAGUACACCCAGAACAACUUCAUCACCGCUGUCAGAGCCAUGAACGAGUUCUGUCUGAAACCCAGUGACCUGGAACAGCUACGGAAGAUCCGGCGCCGGAGUCCCCACGACGACACGGAGGCCUUCACCGUUUUCCUGCGCUCCGAUGUGGAGGCCAAAGCCCUGGAUGUGUGGGGCAGCCCUGAAGCUCUUGCCCGAGAGAGGAAUCUCCGCAAGGAAGUGGAAAGGGAGUACCAAGAAAAUAUCUUCAGGAAUCAGCAACUAUUAAAAGAAUAUAAGGAUUUCUGGGGCAACACUAAGCCUCGAUCAGGCAAGGGGAAGGCGUUUCUACAAGGACCAGGAAAGGUGGUGAUGGUGGCCAUUUGCAUAAAUGGGCUAAACUUUUUCUUCAAGCUUCUGGCUUGGGUGUACACUGGAUCUGCCAGUAUGUUCUCUGAAGCUAUUCACUCAUUGGCUGACACGGCAAACCAGGCUCUGUUGGCUAUUGGCAUUAGUCAGUCUGUGAGGAAUCCAGAUGCUGUACACCCGUAUGGCUUCUCCAACAUGCGCUACAUCGCCUCCCUGAUCAGUGGAGUGGGCAUCUUCAUGAUGGGUGCUGGCCUCUCCUGGUACCACGGCAUCAUGGGCCUGCUGCACCCACAGCCAAUCGAAUCCCUCCUUUGGGCGUACUGUAUUUUGGCAGGAUCCCUCGUUUCUGAAGGAGCGACGCUCCUGGUCGCCAUCAACGAGAUCAAAAGGAGUGCGCACCAGCAGGGUAUCUCCUUCUACGAGUACGUGAUGCAGAGUCGUGACCCCAGCACCAAUGUGGUAUUACUGGAGGAUGCUGCUGCAGUACUUGGGGUGAUCAUGGCUGCUGGGUGCAUGGGCCUGACCUCCCUGACAGGUAGUCCGUACUAUGACAGCAUCGGCUCCCUGGGCGUGGGGACCCUGCUGGGCGCCGUGUCUGCCUUCCUCAUCUACACCAACACGGAGGCCCUGCUGGGACGCUCCAUCCAGGCUGAGCAUGUGCAGAAGCUCACCGAGUUCCUAGAGAACGACCCUGCUGUCAGGGCCAUCCAUGAUGUGAAGGCCACAGACUUGGGCCUCAGCAAAGUGCGCUUCAAGGCGGAGGUGGACUUCGAUGGCAGAGUGGUGACCCGCUCAUACCUGGAGAAGCAGGACAUCGAACAGAUAUUGAAUGACAUUCAGCAGGUGAAGACGCCAGAGGAGCUGGAGAGCUUCAUGCUGAAGCACGGAGAGAACAUUAUCGAUACUCUCGGAGCUGAAGUGGACCGCCUAGAGAAGGAGCUCAAGCAACGGAACCCAGAGGUGCGGCACGUGGACCUGGAGAUCUUAUAACACUCGCUGUUGGCAGACUGGGAACGCCAUGUUAGUCAGAAGGAGAAGGACGAGAGACGGACGGACGGACAGAGACAGACAGAGAGAGAGGAGACGUCAGUUGAAGGAAUUUGUAAGGGAGGAGGACUCUUCCAGUUACACUCAUGACCCAUAACUCUCCCCCCACACCACCGCCACCACCGCCAGCCACCUCAUCUGAUGAAGUCUUACUGUGCUGUGUCAUUCAACAUUCAACACAUAUUCCCUACGUUCUAGUGACAAGGAAAAGGUUUCUUUUUUAUUUUAAUUUAACUUAAUUUAAUUUCUCAUAGUUGAGGUUAAGCAGGGGUCGCCACAGAAAUCAGCCUGUAUGUGUGUGCGCGCGUGCGUAUAGUCAGACCACCGUGUGCGUGUGUGCGCGCGCCUGUGUGCGUGCGUGUAUGUGUGAGUGAAGGAAAGAGAGUGUGAGUGUGAGAGUGAGAGAGUAUGUGUGGCUGUGUGCAAGGCUCUAAACCCCUCUAUGUGUUUUCUACAUUGCUGUAUGUGCCAGCCGUGGACGUGAUGGUGUACGUGAAUGCGCACGUGUUCAGAUUUGGGCUGCUGGUUUGGGGGGAUUCAUGGAAAGUCAGUCAGUGCGGUCCACGCUGGAAUCAUGUCCUCGGACCAUUUCAGACUCCCUGUAAAGCACUUGAAUCAGACAUGACUACAGUAGCACUGCUCUGCAGUGGACAGUCACUCACGUCAAUCACCAUGAUACUUUUUUAUUACAGUUUACGAAUGUAGUGUUUUCUGUUUUUCUUUUUUUUGCACUUAUCAGCACUAGUCAUUAGAUAUUCAAAACAGAACUUGGGGAAUAUCAUUGCUCUCUAAAAAAAACGUAAUGGAAUAUUAUGUAGGAAUGAAUAAACUUCAUCCCAGAUGUUAAGUGGGUAGGAAUGAAUAAACUUCUCCCCAGAUUAUAAAUGGGUCUUCGGCCUUCCAAGAUUUUCGUCCAGAAAGAUUGGGAAUAACUAGUAAUCACCAGUGAUUACAGUUUGUAGUAAUAUUACCCACACAAAAGUAAUAUUAAUCAUCUCCCAUAAAUUAGAUACAUUUUUCUAAAUGUAUGUUUUUGUUUCAGUGUUUGUAUUCAUUGGAAGAGAAAAGUUGCACUGGAGUUUUUCUUUUCUCUCCAGGACACUGCUGCCAUGGAGUAAGUCAAGAAUUUGAUUUUGGUGUUUACUGCGUCGAUCACAUGGCAAAGAUGUACCAAUCCAAAGAUUGCAACGUGAACUUUAAGUUCAAUAUAGGUGAUGACCUAAUAUUGGUGUAACAUACGUAUGAUAUAAUGAUUUAUACAUUUAGCUCUAUAAUUGUAGGUUAGAUAUUAAAAAAUGUAAUUCACUAGACUGCUGAAACGUCAUCGUGGAUGGAGAGCAUGACUGGCGCGAUUAGGCCUCACAUUAAUGAAUCCUAUUACACUGUCCAUUUCACAAGUCCCAUUCUCAUCAUAAUUUCUUGUUAAACCACCUUUUAUGUGGAAGCCUCGUGUCCUUGCAGCACGGUACUAAGCACAAGCUGAUCGGGAACAGUAGAAAGCGGCACUUAGAGCCAGCUUAAAAUCCGAGGCAAGUGCAUGGAUCAUUUUGGUGUCACUUGACAUACCAUACCGUAAGCAGCAUUUUUAAAGCGAAUCCAAGGUCUAAUUUACAAAUGCAUCCAUGCAGCAUGUUUCUUUUUUUUUAAAGCUGACUCUUGACUUAUCAUUUUACAGUCCAGUGAUGUCACAGUGCAGAUUUUAUUUUUUUCAGCCUCUGUAUUUGUGUUUAGUGGUGGGCUCCUCGUCAUGCAGUAAAGCAUGCUGAAGCUUCUGAUUGCUGUGCAGGUUUACUGCUGUUUUGAACGUUCAGUCUCCUCUGUCCCCUAAAGGAGUGUUCCUCUCUGGCGCUUGUACAUUUCGGCUGGGUGCAUGAGCGUAAAGGGUGCUGCAGUCUUACUAUCAUAGUGUUGAGUUUGCAGGCCCCAGCACUGACACACAAGCAAAUCUUUGGACAGAAUACAAUGUGUGUUCCUUACCAUGACCGUGUACACCCUUACUGCAUCCUGUAUAUUGAUCAUUAUAUGGUCUGUGAAUUAUAACUAGACAUGCUUGGUCAACCCAUAAUAGACUACUACUCUAACCGUGCAAGACAACAAAGAUACUCCAUUACAGUUCCACAUCCAUUCAGACUUUGUAUGUAAAACCCCAACCCCCUCAAACUACUUCAUAAGACCCCUAGUAGCUCUUCAAUGAGGUGGAAAUCAAACCAUGAUUGCAAGCAGAUUCAGGCCCUGGGUGUGUGAGUGAACAUCCUGAUUUGAAGGAUGUUGGAGACCCUUCCUGCCUUAGUGGUGGGGCUGACAUUGUUUUUGUGUAAGGAGGACAGAAACUAAAGUGCAUAUAUUUUUAAAGAUGUUUAUCAGCAUUGUUAAAUAUGUCUUUUGGUUUGAUCAGUGAAGCUGUUGCAGAAGGUGAUUGAAUAAAUUACAAUUAAUUUAUUAAUCUGCA
Messenger RNA from Engraulis encrasicolus (European anchovy), 4411 nucleotides. It is a transcript of the gene slc30a9, whose product is annotated as solute carrier family 30 member 9. Gene Ontology annotation, molecular function: monoatomic cation transmembrane transporter activity. The transcript has 20 exons. Gene Ontology annotation, biological process: zinc ion transport; intracellular zinc ion homeostasis; transmembrane transport. The record is from RefSeq and is a predicted model, not a curated record. Bases 151 to 1905 code for a protein of 584 amino acids. Gene Ontology annotation, cellular component: endoplasmic reticulum; membrane. Lineage: Eukaryota; Metazoa; Chordata; Actinopteri; Clupeiformes; Engraulidae.